AUGGAACCAUGCAUCUGGAAUCCGAAAGAUAUAAAUCUUAAAGAUAAGAAGAAACAAGCAUAUGCAUGGAUUCGUCUUGCUGAACUUACUGGAAGGCCAGUAAAGGAAAUAAAAAAUAAAAAAGGAGAUUUUGAUGACUACUUUUCGCAAGCACUUGAAAAAAAAAACGCGAAUCUAUGCCAAUCACAACAAAUAGAAGAAGAUACAGAUCAGACAGAGGAUGACCCUCUGAUAAGAGACCGUACAAGUACGGUUACCACACCAUCCACACCACCAUCUAGAUCACCAUCCAGACCACCAUACAUACAAGCUGUUACUAAUAAACGUCGUCGCCCUGCUUCUGAAACGGCUGAAAAGCAAAUGGCCGUGGCUUUUCGACAAUUAACAAAUGUUUUGGUUCAAAGGCAGAAUGAAAAUAUACCUGCUCAUAAAGACGAUGAUUGCGAUCUAUACGCAACAUUAUUGGCUAUAAAGCUACGUGAACUGUCAGCUGAUGAACGAAAAAUUAUGAUGUACCAAAUAGAUGGGUUGUUUAUAAACAGAAUCAGUCAAAAAUCAAAUGAGCGUCUUACACCAUACCCUCAAUAUUAUUCUUGA
Parnassius apollo (apollo) is the source of this 597-nucleotide messenger RNA. Lineage: Eukaryota; Metazoa; Arthropoda; Insecta; Lepidoptera; Papilionidae. The record is from the annotation of a GenBank genome assembly.